Molecule: messenger RNA, 1113 nt
Organism: Adineta steineri
Lineage: Eukaryota; Metazoa; Rotifera; Eurotatoria; Adinetida; Adinetidae
Source: the annotation of a GenBank genome assembly
AUGGUUAAAAACGAACACCAACUGCAAUCGAUGCUAUGGGAUACACAUCAUCAUCAUCAACAACAACAACAGCUUGACUAUUAUAUGAAUGUCCCAGCAAGUUCUUAUACAAAUGUCAAUUUAAUUAUUAAUAAUACAAAUCGAAUUAAUUGUAAUGGAACAUCUCAAACAACAAAUGAAUCAAAAAUAAGUCCAUUACCAUCAGGUACAACAUCACAAACUGUUCCUACAUCAACACAAAAAUCUCGUUCAACAUCAAAUAAAAAUUCUUCAUCAUCACCAACGGAAUUUACUUCAACAAUCAUACCUCAACAUAAAGAAAUCUAUCCAUGGAUGAGUGAUAAAAAACAUGGAAUAAAUAAAAGUAAGACUAAUUCAAAAAAUCAAGCAGGACAUAAUACGACAUCAACAUCAUCUUCUUCUUCAUCAUCUGAUAAAAGCAAUUCAACACCAUCAAAACGAGCUCGAACUGCUUAUACAAGUGCUCAAUUAGUUGAACUUGAAAAAGAAUUUCUCUAUAAUAAAUAUUUAAAUCGUCCACGACGAAUCGAAUUAGCACAAGCACUGAGUUUAACAGAACGACAGAUAUGGUUUCAAAAUCGUCGAAUGAAAGAUAAAAAAGAUGGAAAAAGUCGAACAUCAUAUAAUAAUGGUUGUGUUAUUGGUUUAAAUAAUUCUCCAUUGGCUUCAUCAACAACAGAAAAAGAUGAAUUAAAUUCAUCGUUAGCUCUUCGUUCAUAUCAUCAUCAUCAUCCUCAACAUCAUGGAUACUAUCAACAACAACAACCACCAUCAAUGUCUGUUACAUUUUCAACACCAUCACCAUCAAAUUAUUCAAAAGCAUUUCAACAACAAAUUGAUUAUAAUACAGCUACACCAGCCGAUAUGUAUGAUAUGACAGCAAAUUAUUGUAUAAAACAAUCACCAACAUCACCAUUCAAUUCAUCAAAUUAUUAUCCAAAUGGAGUUGGAAAUAAUAUUAAAACAAAUUAUAUUCCUCCAACAUCCUAUGAACGUCCACCAGUAUCAUUUGAUUCAUAUUAUUUUAAUUCGGAUACAUCAUCUGUUGUACAUCAUCAACAAUCCGGUACAGCAUUACCUCCAUUUGCAUAG